GUCUCACUUAGGCAGGGAGCAACGCACAUACAGACUGAGCUGUUUGUGUGGCAGUGAUGGAUGCGAGCUAGCCGUGUAAUAUUAAUAACAUAGAAAACCUGUUAGGAUAUAUAACGAGUUGUCACUUCAUAUAUCGCGUCAUAGCUCUAGUUCUGAUUUCUAACACGCAGAUAUAUCCGUUAGUACACAGCAAUGGGCGGGCUGGGGAACGGGCGUCGAGGAGGAAGAUCACCCCCUCUCAUGAUUGCUGCGCUGAUUGCCUGUAUCUUGGUUCUGGGAUUUAACUACUGGGUGUCCAGCUCCCGCAACCUGGAGCUUCAGACUAAGCUGUAUGAGUUGGAGAGCCAGGUGCGACGUGGAGUAGCAGAAAGAGGAAUAGAAGAGAUGAAGAAGAAGGAGUUCCAGGAGGAGAUCGAGAGACAAAAGGAACAGAUCAGCCACAUAGAAAUUCUCUACAAGAGACAGCUGGAAGGAGCCGAGAACACCUGCAGCCAGUACAAGGCCACACUGCAGCAGAACAUUUCCUCCAGUGCAAAAACCAUACAGGAACUCAAAGGUCAGCUGAAUCAGCUGAAUGAUGUCGUGGGGAAGCUUCAGAAAGAGCUGCAGGGUUGCCGAGGCAACAUCAAAACCCUUAAUGACAAAUUCAUGUACGACAUGACUCAGUGUAACGCCCAGGUGCUGUCCCAGAAAGAAAUGUGUGAUGAGAGAGUGGCUGCUGUUAAACUUGAAGUUGAGAAGAAAAUGCAGAAGCUCAUCCAUUCAGCUGUCCCAUCACAGCAGGAAAACACAGUGGAUAGAGCAGUGGAAGACAAGUCAGUCAAGCCUGUGUCUGGAGUUCACGCAACUGUUGUAAGCCACACACCGAGCCUCUCGCAUCCCAAGAGAAAUGAAGCCAAUGAACUACUAACAAAUGAGGUCACUGUGAAUAAAGUUCCCAGCGAUCCAGUGGAAUACCCUACAUCAAAGGAUCUCUCCAAAGCAGAGCCACAGGCUGUUCCCUCAGAUGUUGAACUCAAGCAGGACUCCAUACAGCCAAAAGAGGGAGCUGCCAAAGGAGACGAGGUUGAAGCAGAGACCAGUAAACUUGUGAAGAAUAACCUGACCAAAGAUAAAGGGAUGGAAGUGAUAGAUACUCAUGAAGAAGGCCCUCAGAGAGAAGAGGCAGAUCCCGGGAUGGAAGGGAUGCUGAUUGGUCAAGGAAAGGUCGAUGAAACCCAAGUUGGUCAAAAACUUCAGGAACCUGACGAGUACGACGCAGAUGAGCAAGUAGUGGGUGGAGAAGAUUUAGAGAAAUCACAGCAGAACACGCAGGCUGAAAACAUAGACAAGGUCAUGGAGGAUGAACUGGCUGACUACAAUGGAGAUGAUGAGAAUGAAGGAGAGUUUGAAGCAGACAAACAAGCUGAGCUUGCUCAAAACUGAGGGCAGUGUUUGACAAGGAUCCCGGAUACCAGAUUAAGAAACAGGACCUUCUGGUUUUUUUGUUUUUUUUUUACACCACGUUGCACAAUGCCAUACAACUUCAUGCAACCCAGGGGGAAAAAACAGUCAUCAAAUAGAACUCACUGUAUGAAAAACUGUUUAGAAGUAGCUUCCUGGAUUAUCUUUCUUUUGUCAUUUUUCAAUUGGAAUUGGUGUUUUCUUGUCACUGACUAUUUAAUUUAAAGUAACUCAAGAUGUUUUUAAGACUGUUGACUUGGAAAAACGGAGAUCAGCAUACCUGGAAUGCAUACUUCAUAAUGGCGGGUUGACUUGUUUUGUCCAAUUUUCAGUGGCUUCAAGGUCUGAAAUGCUGUAACAAGUUUAAAGAUCUGAGUGAUGUGUGUGACAGAACCGCUCCAUCAGGCCUCCUCUCCGAGUUUCGACAGCAUGUUGAACAAAGCCUUAACUCUCUCAUAGAAAUGAUUAUGACUUGGGGUCAAUGGUCAGGAUAUGUUAAUGGGCAUGUUAGCUGUAAAACGUCAUUAUCAAACUGUUCUGGCAUUUUAGUGGCUGCCAGGCUUUUAUUAGGUGUGUCACAGUGUCAAAUGUGUGUGUAGUGUUUUGUGAUUCAGUUUUAAAUUAUAAUGAAAGGACUAGACGGAUAUAUUUUACAUAAAUUCUUUAUCUGCUCAGAGUUUUAUGUUCUUACUUUAUGGCUGCUGUCUCUGGUCUGCUGGACUAAAUGGACUGUGUAUUUUGUCCAUUAUCAGGAGGGGGAGGGGCUGUUUCUGUAGCGUUAUGAAGGACAUUUUGUUGGCGUAGGGACUGUAUGUUGAACUUUAUUUCUUCUGCACUAACCUGGAAGCUGUUAGGCAAAUGACAAAUAAAACUGACUAAGGAGCUGCAGUUGUUCACGGUGUUAGAAAUGUUAUCACCAUAGUUUUCAUAACAAACCAUUCACUGUGGUUAUCAUUGCAAAUAUACCAACAUGUGCAGUGUGAAAUUAUCUUCCUUGGCUACUUUUAUUUGACAAUUUGAAUUUUUUUUUCUUUGAUAGUUCAAGUAGAAUGGGUUUUUUAAUAUAGUGAUGUUCAGCUUUUGUGCAUCUGCCUGGCUUGAAGAAAGCUGUGCAGGAAGGAACUGAAAUGGUAUUUCAUUUCACAAUUCUUCAGCAACACAAUUCUUCAGUAAAGGAUGAAUUUUAGUUCUUUAAUGUUUCAUUACAGUUUGGCUUCAUAGUAUAAUUUUUUUGUUUUUUUUUUUGUUUUGUUUUAAAGAGUGCAGCCACCAAGAAAAUGUGGUUAUCACUUAAUAAUUAAAAGCAUUAGCAUCAAUGCAGAAGCACAGAUAGAAUAUAUAUGGACUAAUAUAUGUGCUGUGAGAAAAACUAAAGGCUUUGCGGGUAGGUGGAUGGAGAUGGAGUUUCUCUCUGGUAUAAUUUUCUGUCUAAAAUAUUGAAUGUGAUUUCUUGAAAUUGUGAGACCUGAAAUGUUAAAAGCAAUAAAUGUUUUCUGUUCUUAAAAAAAAGAAAAACAGUUGCCCACAUAAGAAGAAACUCCAAGUCUUGGAAACAACACUUCAAAUCAAGUCACUGAUUUGUUUUAGUACAGAGAUAACUCCGAUGAUAGCAGAUAGGCAGCAUUAUGUCAUACUUGAAGAUCAGCCAACAUCAGUCCUGCAGCAGCACUCCUCAAAACUAAUGAAUGCAAUUUCUCUGCCUUUUUGUCUCCCUUUUGACUGGUUUACAGGGAAUAUAAUUUUUUUUCCUUUUAAUGAUUAUGUAAUUUUAUUUUUUCACUGUUUCGUUGUCUAACUUUGCAAAUCUUUGUCAACUACUGCAUUGUUUUCAGGAACCUUUGUUUACUGAACUCAAAUUAUGUGUAGCCUGAGAGAGAAUGUUUUAUGAUUUUAUAAAUUAGAUUCAGUUUUUUUUUUGUUGAUUUGAUGUGUUAGAAUUCUAUUUUGUUUGAUUCUGAACUGCUGAAUAAAUUUGACCGGUUUAAAUAA
This is a messenger RNA of Archocentrus centrarchus (flier cichlid), 3432 nucleotides long. RefSeq names its product golgi membrane protein 1 (gene golm1). The record is from RefSeq and is a predicted model, not a curated record. The coding region runs from base 193 to 1425 and encodes 410 amino acids. Gene Ontology annotation, cellular component: Golgi apparatus. The transcript is spliced from 11 exons. Lineage: Eukaryota; Metazoa; Chordata; Actinopteri; Cichliformes; Cichlidae.